Messenger RNA from Trichophyton rubrum CBS 118892, 924 nucleotides. RefSeq lists its product as uncharacterized. Gene Ontology annotation, cellular component: membrane; trans-Golgi network. The transcript has 4 exons. The record is from RefSeq and is a predicted model, not a curated record. NCBI's taxonomy places the organism in Eukaryota, Fungi, Ascomycota, Eurotiomycetes, Onygenales, Arthrodermataceae. Gene Ontology annotation, biological process: endoplasmic reticulum to Golgi vesicle-mediated transport. The coding region runs from base 1 to 924 and encodes 307 amino acids.
AUGGCCAGCGGCAGCGGAGGACCUCGGACAGAAAGUCCAUUUAUCAUAGAGCAUGACGAGGACUCGGUGUUGGACCAUGAACUGGUUGAUGACGCCAUCGAAGCUGACGAUCCGCUGGGCUCGACGACUGACCGUACACCGUUAACUGGAAACAUUUCGUCAUCCUCGGCUGCUGGAGGAGCUUCGCGAAACCCCGUAUCCAGCUCAUACCUCACUUCAUCCAUACCCGGAGAAGACCGCCGUGCACCACAAAAUACAAUUGAUGAGUCUGUCUGGGAUACGCUCUCCCGAGAUCUCCUAGCAGUAUGGGAGAAGAUGAGACAAGUUCUUUGGCCACAAUACCUACUUGGUGGCAUGAUGAUGCGCGGAGGCGGAGGUAGUGGAGGAUCCGCGGAACGAGGUGAGGCAACAGGAUUUGGCAGUGAGAGUAUUGGGGCUCUGCGCGGACUCGUGAGCAGACUGCCAGAUGCAGAUGUCGUCUUGCAAGGUGGGAUGAGUGAAGGACUUAGAAACUGGGAUCUUUGGGGCCCAUUAAUUUUCUGUCUUUUGCUGAGUAUGUUCCUUUCAAUGGGCAAAGGUGACCAGUCAAGCCUUGUAUUUUCGGGAGUAUUCUGCAUCGUGUGGAUUGGUGAAGCCGUUGUCACGCUGCAGAUCAAGUUGCUCGGUGGGAAUAUUUCAUUCUUUCAAUCCGUCUGUCUCAUCGGCUAUACGCUAUUCCCGCUGGUUAUUGCUGCGCUCCUAAGCGCUCUUAACAUUCCUACUAUAGCCCGCAUUCCUGUUUAUCUCGUCCUCGUGGCCUGGUCCCUGGCGGCGGGAGUGAGUAUCUUGGGUGGCUCGGGAGUCGUCAAGAACCGGGUGGUCCUCGCUGUCUACCCCCUAUUAGUCUUUUACAUGGGUAUUGGGUGUUUAUGCUUUAUCAGUUAA